This is a messenger RNA of Pestalotiopsis fici W106-1, 876 nucleotides long. RefSeq lists its product as uncharacterized. The transcript has a single exon. The coding region runs from base 1 to 876 and encodes 291 amino acids. Lineage: Eukaryota; Fungi; Ascomycota; Sordariomycetes; Amphisphaeriales; Sporocadaceae. The record is from RefSeq and is a predicted model, not a curated record.
AUGUUGCAGCUAUCUCCCGACGAGCUCCGACAGAAAUACUUCAACUCCAUUGCCCCGUCUUACGCUCGCCUGACGGGCAACACGACACGGCACAAUUUUGUCGCUGCUUUGGAGCAGAGUGAUCUAGGCAUUACAUCCAAAUCUGUCGUUCUCGACAAUGCUUCAGGCCCUGGAACCGCCACCUCUGCUCUCAUUCCUUGGUGCGAGCGACGCAGUCUCAAGCCCAAGAUUGUAUUGACAGACUUCACCCCGGGCAUGAUUCAAGAGUUUGAUGAAAUCAGAUCUCAACACCUACAGAGCGAGCUUUGGCAGAGCACCGAAGCCAAGGUGGCCAACGCGCUGGACCUAUCUGCGUCAUUCCGCGAGGGUCACUUUACCCACGUGGUGGACAGUUUCAGCGUUUCGACCGUCGGGACCAAGGACCAGCAGCAACAAUCCCUCCGAGAGGCGUACAGAGUUUUGUCUCCCGGGGGCUUGGCCGUCUACCUGAACUGGAAGCGUUUCCCCAUGUCGGAGAUGAUCGACGCCGCCCAGGCCGAUAUCAAGGGCGAGGAAUGGGCACGGGAGCACCGGGUACCCGUCAACGGCGCCGAGUUCAUCCAGGAGGGUUACCUUGCUCAGAUGAUGGCUGGGGACGGCUGGGAUUCAAGCAAGAUUCAAACCGCGCAGACGAGCUAUUUGGUCCAGGAGGGCGAUGAUUGGGAUGGGCUUUUCGAGUUUCUGCAGGUCAGUCCACCUUCCAUGAUUGCAAGGCGGGGCUUCACGGCGGAAGAGGCUGCUCAGUGGCCUGAAGCGAUCAAGCGGGCAAUGAGGAAAGAGAAAGAAGUCUAUGGAGGGGUCUACACUGAAGCUUGGAUCGUCUUGGCUAGAAAAUAG